Cyclopterus lumpus (lumpfish) is the source of this 2325-nucleotide messenger RNA. RefSeq names its product ubiquitin-conjugating enzyme E2 D2-like. Gene Ontology annotation, molecular function: ubiquitin conjugating enzyme activity. Gene Ontology annotation, cellular component: nucleus. Lineage: Eukaryota; Metazoa; Chordata; Actinopteri; Perciformes; Cyclopteridae. Gene Ontology annotation, biological process: protein polyubiquitination; ubiquitin-dependent protein catabolic process. The record is from RefSeq and is a predicted model, not a curated record. The transcript is spliced from 7 exons. The coding region runs from base 399 to 845 and encodes 148 amino acids.
GCGCACAGCCGCUAGUUGGCGAACGGCAGCGACCGAACGCAGAGGAGCUUUUUGUUGUCCGGGGUUACUUCACCUGGCACGCGCACUCAUUCAGCCUCAACCAGGGGGGGUAAAGAAAAUACGGAUAAUUCAAUUUAAGGGCGUACAAACUACCGGAGAAAGCGACAGUUACCGAAGGACAACCGUUAAACGUCUGUCAUUCGCCCGGCUAUCUUUUGUCGCCAACUCCGCGCAUACGUAGUUUUACCCCCGCUAGCUUCGAGAAGAAAGGCCGUCGAGUGGACCCGGCAUCCAUUAAUUAACGGAGAGCGGAAUCACCCUGGCACAUUACGGUUGCCCCUCUCUGCGUGGAUCGGACAACCUUCGGAAUCAAAGAGGAACGAGCGUCGAACGAGAGGAUGGCUUUGAAACGGAUCCACAAGGAGCUUAACGACCUGGCCCGUGACCCCCCAGCACAGUGCUCGGCUGGCCCAGUGGGCGAUGACAUGUUUCACUGGCAAGCCACAAUCAUGGGACCUAGUGACAGUCCAUAUCAGGGAGGAGUUUUCUUCUUGACGAUUCAUUUUCCAACAGACUACCCCUUCAAACCCCCCAAGGUUGCAUUUACAACAAGAAUUUACCACCCAAAUAUUAACAGUAACGGCAGUAUCUGUCUGGAUAUUCUCAGAUCACAGUGGUCUCCUGCGCUCACUAUUUCUAAAGUUCUUCUCUCCAUUUGCUCACUCCUAUGUGACCCAAACCCCGAUGACCCACUAGUGCCAGAAAUUGCACAAGUCUACAAAACAGAUAGUACGAGGUACAAUAAACUAGCUCAGGAGUGGACAACGAAGUAUGCCUUGCUUUAAGGGUAAGAGCCAGUGCUGCAUCUUGGCUGGUGUUCUGCAUCUUGCUAAUGCGGGCCGGAGAACUGAGGAUCCAGGUAGUCCUGCAACUGCUACGUUUUCUGUUGCGUGAAAAUAUAAUGCAGACAAAGAGAUUUUUGGUCGCAUCUCAUUUUUAAAACAAAGCUUAUCUAUUUGUAUGAAAGGUGUCGUAUCGGAGGAAAGGGUCAUUUCUGGCAGGUGUUUCAUUUUCAAGCCUUUUUCGGUCGAUACUGAUCGUUAUCAUCAUCAUCAUGGAUCCCUAUAGUACAUCACACCAUAGUACAAAAUAUUCAAAUGCUGACUAUUUUCAGAUUUUUUUUAAGAGACUUUAUUUUUCAGUUAUUGUAAGCUAUUCUCAGCAGGGAGCGGAUCUGAAAUAGGGUUCAUGGUGCUGCUUUCACGCACACGCCAACGGUUGGCUGCCAAACAGAACUGCAUUCAUGGGCUAUAAUGUCUGAAACUGAAUCCUAGGACCGUUUGAGUUUGUUUUCUUUUGUAUGAAAAUGUUUCCGUUUGAGCAAAUUAUGAACCCUGCUUUUUUUUUUUUUUUUUUUCCUUAUCAGUCCACUGGUCAUGAAAUGAUAACGUUUUAAAUAAAUGCACCAUGUAGUUUACUGUGACGUAUUUGUAUGCCCCAAAAAAAAGGAUAUGUUAUUAGUUUUUUGUGGCGUCAUAAGGUGCUGAAGCUACCCUGUAUUUACUCAAACCUUUAAAUCUAGAGCUUUAGCUUGUUUCCAGGUAUCAUGCAAAUUGUUGCCAUUAACAAUAAUUGUCAUAAUCUAUUAAUCUUCAGACCGUUCCCUAGCAGAUUCAUCUAGUGGAAAAAUAAUAACUGCCUAUCACAUUUUUAUUGACGCCAUCUAAUCAGAGGUCCAAAACUCCAAGAUGUCCAGUUUAUAGUUACAGUAUAUACAACGAAUACAUUGGAGAAGCUGCAAUCAGAAUAUGUUUGGCAUUUUUGCUUUAAAAAAACCAAGCUAAUCUUUGCAGCUCAAUUCUCCGUAAUUACCGGAAAUGCACAUCUACAUAUAUUUGAGUUGAGCCUAAAAAUAUUAUCAGUGGUUAGUUAACCGUUACUGAAACAAAGCAAUGUGGUAUUUGAUAUUAAAAAGCUCUUUAUUUUAAUUUUGUUUUAAUAUAAUCUGGGAAUGCGCUUUUAAUUAACAGAAGCAGAGUUUUCUGUGCAUGUAAGCAUAUUCACUAACUGCAGCAUGAAACGGUUUGGUGUGGCAAAUAAAAUAAUUAUCCUUCGUCAAAGAAGUAUUGCCGUUUUGAAAUUUAAGAAGUUUAUUUUUUAUUAUGUAUUUAUGCAUUUACUGAUGCAAAGCAAUGUGCCAACGUGCUUUGACAAAUACAGCUUUAAAAAGAGAUCGUCAUCAAAUGUUUUUACGCCGAACAUGAGGCGUGUUUGCUUGAUGCUUCCUAAAGUAAUUGUUCCGUCUUUUUUUUUUUUUUUUUUUUU